Candidula unifasciata is the source of this 1605-nucleotide messenger RNA. Lineage: Eukaryota; Metazoa; Mollusca; Gastropoda; Stylommatophora; Geomitridae. The record is from the annotation of a GenBank genome assembly.
AUGCCUGAGAAACACCCACAUUCCAUUAUCAACAUGACAGAAGAAAGUGUUGAAAACAGUGGCUUCAGAUUCUGGAGAACUACUCUCAAGUCUUGUAAAUAUGUUGUGGCACCAAUGGUGGAUCAGAGUGAACUAGCAUGGCGCAUGUUAAGUCGGAACUAUGGUGCUGAACUGUGCUACACUCCGAUGUUUCAUGCUUCAUUAUUUAUCAAAGACGCAGUCUAUCGCAGGGACUCACUGCAGAUCUGUCCAGAAGAUCGACCACUGAUAGUACAGUUCUGUGCCAAUGAUCCGGAGACUCUGCUUAAAGCAGCCAAGUUAGUGGAGCCGUUCUGUGAUGCCAUUGAUUUGAAUCUCGGCUGUCCUCAAGUUAUUGCCAAGAAAGGUCACUAUGGAGCAUUCCUUCAGGAUGAGUGGGACUUGCUGGCUAGAAUGGUGCGUAUCUGCCAUGAGAAUCUCAAAGUUCCCAUCACUUGUAAAGUUCGAAUAUUUCCAUCCGUUGAGAAGACAGUUGAGUAUGCCAAGAUGCUAGAAGAAGCUGGUUGUCAGCUGCUGACAGUUCAUGGGAGGACCCGAGAGCAGAAAGGCAGACUGACUGGGGUAGCUGAUUGGUCCUACAUCAAGGCAGUCAGAGAGGCUGUGAAAAUUCCGGUGUUUGCUAAUGGCAAUAUACAGUACUUGAGUGAUGUGCACAGGUGUUUGCAGGAGACAGGUGCACAAGGUGUCAUGAGUGCAGAGGGAAACUUGCACAAUCCUGCACUCUUCAGUGGAAAGAGUCCAAAUAUCUGUGAUAUAACUAUGGAGUAUUUACACUACACAGAUCUGUACCCGUGUCCUUUGUCGUAUAUACGAGGUCAUGUUUUCAAAAUAUGCCAUCAUGCCUUGACAAUUCAUCGAGAUGUAAGAGACCUAGUAGCUUCAGCCAAGUCUGUACAAGAUAUAAAAACAGCAGCUGAAAAAUUGAAAAUUUCUUGUCAGGCUGAUAUUGAUCGUUAUGAACUGCAACCAGAAUUAUUCACAACAAAACUCAAACUGCCAUUGCCUUAUUGGAUUUGUCAACCAUAUGUUAGACCAGGGCCUGAUGAUGAAGAAGAUGCAGAACACAAGGAGCUGCGGCAGCGCCUGAACCUAAAGCGAGCUGAAGACAAGGAGAGGAUAUUCCCAGGAGAUACGGUACUCUCAAACAACAAGCUGAAGAAACGAUUGAAGCAUCCCCACAAAAAAUUUAAUGUGAGGCAGAAAUUAAAGUUUGAAGCUUGUCAGCUUUGCCCAAACCCAAAGGGUUUGAAAUGUGAGUACUGUCUCUGCAAGAGCUGCUGUAAGGCUAAAGCCAGUAAAGAACAUCUCGCCUGCACAGGACAUAACAUCAAAAGAAAGAAUGUUCAAGAUAAGGAGAAAGUUGAAGCUCCUACAGAAGAAGCAACUAUUGAAGACAAGAGGCUAUGUACGGUUGGAAAGCUUGACUCUCCAGGCUGCCAAGAUCCUCAAGCACUUCAGCCUUCUUGUGAUAUUUCAGUAACUAGCUUGAAUGAGAGUAAAAUAUUAGCUAGUGAAACUUCAUGUGUAACAAAUGGAGCACAUCACCAGCCCAGCGAUACUCUGUGA